AUGUCGGCGAUUUUGCCCCCAAAAGCACCACGAAGGACGCCGUUGAAGCUCAGUCUACUCGGGACACCCAACAGCGAAGCCCAAACACCGGGUAUAUCGUCUGCGCCCCCCGCUUUGAGCGAGUCACCCGAUGCCACCAGCUCCAGCACGAGCUCGUCCGGAGCGAGAGGAGGAGGCACCGCGAGUGCACCUCCUGCCGCGAUAAGGCCGUCGCUCAAACUUGGAGCACUGGGUGGUCCGACUAACUCGCUGUCGAACCUGUCCUUGUCGAUCCCCAAUGACGCGGGGCCAUCGAGGUACCGAUCAUCGCUGCUCCGGGGACCCGAGUCAUCCUCGGACGACGAGGGAGACGAUUAUGGCGGGAGAAGUGCGCGAAACGAUGAUGACGAUGACGACGACGAUGAUGAUGGAGAGGAUGACGAGGAUCGACAUAAGUGGAGGACAGGACAGCAAGAACGCUUCACAGGAGAACUGCUCGACGUGAUUCGUGGCCCGGUCGGGCUCGAGGAUGAGCUGUCAGGUCGGACCAGACGUGCGAUGAGCGCUGCAACGGUACGACGAUCCCACUCGGAUCUGACGAGGAAGCCUUCGUUCGAGCGCGCAAUCAACGAUGGAUCGAUACAGGAGAACCCCUUCAUCGAGACCGAGGACGAACCAGGCUCGAGUAGACCGGCCACCCACGCUCACGAGUCGGACGGCGACCAUACGGUCAUGUCCCCGAGUCUGUUGGAUUCCGAGACGUUGGAGAUGACCGCGGAUAAGCUCUUGGAUCUGGGAAAGCUUGGCGAGGGUGCGAGUGGACAAGUCAGGAAAGUCAAGUUCCUGCCGACGGGGAUGGUUAUGGCUAAGAAAGUGAGUGCCGACGAAGGAUGUUCUUCGGUUGUUGGUUACGGCGUACUGACUACGACCCGCUGUCGUGACGCGUAACAGACCAUCUCGACCUCGCCAAAUCCCAAAGUACACAAGCAACAUCUGCGCGAACUCCUCUUCAUGCGAGAAUGCUCGCACCCAGGCAUCGUGCAAUACUAUGGCGCCUAUCUUGAGCUGGUGAGUCCCCGGGCGUUUGUCGGCUGUCGGCCGGUGAAGGAGUGAAACGAGUGCACGAGCUCACCGCAUGAAUCCCAUGCCCGUAGCACAACACCCAAAUCGAUAUUUGUAUGGAGUACUGUGAAGCUGGGAGUCUCGACUCGCUCUACAAAAAGGUCAAAGCGAACGGCUGGAGGACGGGAGAGAAGGUCCUAGGCAAGAUUGCCGAAUCGGUAAGCAUCGGAUGGGCUGGUUUCAACGCCUUUAACAUUGGCAAAGCUGACAAAGACUACGUCACACCUCACCUAGAUGAUCUCGGGGCUGUGCUACCUCCACAGUCGUAAAAUCAUCCACCGCGGUGAGCCACGAAUUGCCCUGCUUCGUUUGGGUUUUCAAAAAAGCUGACGCCGAGCGAUGUUGGCCUGAGUAGACAUCAAACCGUCGAAUGUCCUCGUCACGAUUGAUGGCCAGGUCAAGCUGUGCGAUUUUGGAGUUUCGGGCGAACUGGUCAACAGCAUGGCGAGCACAUGGAUCGGCACAUCGUUCUACCUCAGCCCGGAGCGCAUCAAGGGUGGCAAAUACUCGUGCGCUGGCGUCUCAGUACGAUGUCGAUGUAUUCGAAGUGCACGCGAACUGAGCCGCAAUUUUCAUCACUUCUAUGAACAGAAUCACGUCGGACGUUUGGUCGAUGGCCGUGACCGUUCUCGAAGUCGCGGUGAACCGAUACCCCUUCCCAGGGCCGGGCGAGGCCCCGAUCCAGAGCCCUGUCGAGCUGCUGAUGUACCUCGCGAGGGCCGACGUGGCCAAGCUCGAGGAUGAGCCGGAACACGGGAUCAAGUACACGAAUGGGUUCCGGAACUUUAUACAGUGCUGGUCAGUACACCUUUCUGCGGAGCGUUCUUUGGACAUCGCGUACUGAUCCCCUUCCCCGAUCUUUCAGCCUCGACAAGGACCCCGCUUCGCGACCUAGUCCUCAGAGCCUCAUGACGCAUGGUUGGAUUCGACGCAGUAUCGAGCGACAGCCUCCACCCGACUUGGCUCGAUGGGUACAGGAUCUGGGCCCAUGA
This is a messenger RNA of Microbotryum saponariae, 2093 nucleotides long. Lineage: Eukaryota; Fungi; Basidiomycota; Microbotryomycetes; Microbotryales; Microbotryaceae. The record is from the annotation of a GenBank genome assembly.